GAUGAACUCAGACGCUGUGACCCGAGGCCUGCUCUUUCUGUCUCUGACCGCGGCUGGAGUUCCAGGCAAUGCCGUGGUCAUCUGCGCCUUCAUCUCGGCGGCGUUUCACGAGGGCCGGCUCUCGCCCGCAGACGCCAUCGUGCUGCACCUGGCCUCCUCAAACCUGAUGGUGGUGGGCGUCCGCUGCCUGCUGGAGGUCCUGGCCACCUUCGACAUCUACAACGUGUUCGACGACAGCGGCUGCAGGGCCGUCAUCUUCAUCUACCGCACAUCCAGGUCUCUGUCGAUCUGGCUGACGUUCGUGCUGAGUGUGUAUCAGUGUCUGAGCGUGGCUCCGCCCGGCUCUCGUUGGGCCUCCGCCCGAGUCCUGCUCGCCCAGAACCUGCCGCUCGUCUUUCUGUGCCUGUGGCUGAUCAACACCUCCAUGAGCGUGGCGCCGCUGCUGUUUGCCGUCGGGGCCCGGAGCGACUCCAAACUCCUGCAGAACGGCAUCAACGUGGAGUUCUGCUUCCUGAGCUUCCCGUCCAGGCUGUCCCGGGACGCUAACGGCGCGGCGCAGGUGGGGCGAGACGUGGUGCCCAUGGCCCUGAUGGCGGCGGCCAGCCUGGUGCUGCUGGUGUUCCUGCUCCGCCACAGCCGGCGGGCGAAGGGUCUGCGGGGUCAGGGGGCCAGACGGGGCCCCUCCGCAGAGCGCCGUGCCGCUCUCACCGUGGUCACGCUCGUCACGCUCUACCUGUUGUUCUACGGAGUGGACAACGGCCUGUGGGUUUAUACGCUGAGCGUGCCGCAGACGCUGAGCUCCUCGCUGGUCUCAGAUCUCCGGAUCUUCUUCUCAUCUCUGUACGCCGCCGUCAGUCCCCUCGUCAUCAUCGUCUCCAACAAGAAAGUCAGCAAACAGCUGAACUGCGGGAAACAGCCAAAGACGAUCUCGGACACGGAGCAGCCCGGCGACUGACGCUGCUAUUUGGGAAAGAUUUUAGGACUCCUUUUGUGUAAGCUGUCUUUAAACUUUCCUGGGUUCCUGCGACUUUUUACUUAUUAUGCAUCUUCUGAAUGAGUGGAAACUCUCGAUCAAAAACAAUCUUGUAUGGAUGCAAAUGUGUAAGGACAGUAAUGUUCGUAUGUGACGUCGAUCAGGGACUGUGCGAGCUUUAUGAGUUCUGAUGGAAGCCAUCUGAUGCAUCUUUGCUUUAAUAAUAUCACUGAAGAGGAUGCAGAUGUAGUGUCUGAUCAAGUUGUAGAAGUAGUACUAUGUUCAAAAUGUUUUUUUUUAAUUUUUAUACAAACCUACCUAUAUUUAUUGCAUAUCCAUAUAUUCACAAAACAAAAAAAAAUUUUUUUGUGAAAAUAAUAAAACAUUACUAGCAACUCUUUCAAAAAAGUAAGUGGAUGGGUGGAUUUUACUGAGGAUGGGUUUGUGUUUCUCCCAC
Molecule: messenger RNA, 1430 nt
Organism: Puntigrus tetrazona (Sumatra barb)
Lineage: Eukaryota; Metazoa; Chordata; Actinopteri; Cypriniformes; Cyprinidae
Product: olfactory receptor class A-like protein 1
Exons: 2
Coding region: 2-955 (317 amino acids)
Biological process (GO): G protein-coupled receptor signaling pathway
Cellular component (GO): membrane
Molecular function (GO): pheromone receptor activity
Source: RefSeq, a predicted model, not a curated record